Molecule: messenger RNA, 909 nt
Organism: Vanderwaltozyma polyspora DSM 70294
Lineage: Eukaryota; Fungi; Ascomycota; Saccharomycetes; Saccharomycetales; Saccharomycetaceae
Exons: 1
Coding region: 1-909 (302 amino acids)
Cellular component (GO): membrane
Source: RefSeq, a predicted model, not a curated record
AUGGCAAUUAAUAGGGAGAAAUGUCAGUUACUGGGACCAGUUUCCAUAACUAUUCAAAUAGCAAUGGGAGCAAUUGCAAUUAUAUCGUUAUUGUUAAAGAGGAAUUACGAACAUCCUAGGAGGAAAAUGAUUGUAUGGAUCUAUGAUGUUGGGAAGCAAGUUAUUGGUUCUCUAGUGAUCCAUUUUUUAAAUUUAGGAAUAAGUAUAUUAAAGGGGAAAAGGGAAAAUAUUCCAUACCGUUUAUUAAAAGCUUUUCUAAUGUCAACUGGAGAGGAGUUUCAAAAAUUGGAAAGUGAUGAUGAUGAUGAAGAUCAAUGCGAUUGGUAUUUUUUAAAUUUAUUGUUAGACACAACAAUUGGUAUCCCAAUUCUAUGGGCCUCUUUGACUAUGAUAGAAAACGUUUGUAUAUACUUUAAAGUUGAAAAUAUCGAAAGUGGUAAUUAUUUUGCUUCAAAAGAGACUGUUGAUAAUGAAAAUGGGAUUGCAAAGUCUCCGAAACCAUUGAAAAAGGCUUUUAUUAAACAGUUGAUUGUAUUCACUAGUGGAUUGCUUCUAAUGAAAAUCAUAAUUUUUGGAAUUUUAAAUUAUUUUGAAGAUGUCGCUUAUUGGUUUGCUAAUUUACUCCUAGGGUGGUCUGAUCCAUGGCCUAAUUUCCAAGUAUUUUUAGUUAUGUUUGUGAGUCCUAUAUUAUUAAAUUGUUUCCAAUAUUUUUGCGUUGAUAAUAUCAUUAAACUACCGAUAGAUCAUAUUAAUAUGCAAAACUCCAAUAACUUCGAGCCGGAUUCCUAUAAUGGCGAUGACGAUUUCAUAACUAAAAUAUUAAACCGUGUAUCUGGUAUAAAUGGCAAUCCAAGUAAAAAAUUACUUCCAGCUAGCUCUAGAGAUACUCAACAGUAUGGUUCUAUAUGA